Molecule: messenger RNA, 1662 nt
Organism: Botrytis fragariae
Lineage: Eukaryota; Fungi; Ascomycota; Leotiomycetes; Helotiales; Sclerotiniaceae
Product: putative mfs multidrug transporter protein
Exons: 5
Coding region: 1-1662 (553 amino acids)
Biological process (GO): transmembrane transport
Cellular component (GO): membrane
Molecular function (GO): transmembrane transporter activity
Source: RefSeq, a predicted model, not a curated record
AUGGAAACUGGUAACAUCACGGCCACAGCCUCGUCUGAGAAGACGAGCCAAAUCAUCGCUGGAAACGAUGCCGUUCUUUCAUUACCGCUGACCAUCUUGGAUGGUACCGAGGGAGAAGAGAUUGUUUACCUACGCGGAAUACGUUUUGCGAUGCUCGCUGCCUUGAUCGGCAUUAUGGUUUUCAUAGUAAGUGUGGAAGCAAACGUCGCUGUUACAUCGUUUGUGACUAUCACGCGCGAUCUUGGGGGGUUUGAAACUAUCAGUUGGAUUCUAUCUGGUUAUCAGCUUGGAUUUGUUGCGUCCAUUGCCAUAUCUGCUAAAUUGAGUGACAUAUUCGGUCGCAAGCCCAUCACUGCAGGGUUUCUGCUGAUAUUCACGGUCUUCUCGGCGGGUUGUGCUGCUUCUCAGACCAUGACUGCACUUAUUGUCGUCCGAGCAUUUCAGGGUCUAGGUGGCGGUGGUUGCUACACGUUGGCCUCGAUCCUUAUUGUUGAUUCUGCCCCACCAGAGAGGUAUGGAAAGUACGUCACUGUGGCAGGUAUUGCGAUCGCUCUGGGGACCGUUCUUGGGCCAAUUAUUGGCGGAUCUAUCACCGAAAAUACAACUUGGCGAUGGAUAUUUUUGUUCAAUGUGCCCAUCGGCGCAUUAGCUCUCUUUCUAGUCUUACUUGGUAUGCCUAACGGCUUUCCCUACAAGCAGCGAGGUCGCCGCCAUAAAUCAUUCAAUGCCGUAUUAAGGACACUUCGGGACAAGUUAGACAUUACAGGCUCAGUUUUGCUACUAUUUGCAGUCUUGUCUUUCACAGCAUGUUUCAUGGAAGCUGAUUCGCGGUUUCCUUGGAAAUCUGCGUACGUUAUUACGCUCUUGAUUACCUCAGUUAUCCUAUCGAUUGCUUUGUUGACCUGGGAGCGGCAUGUUACGUUGACUGACAAGGUGCGUGAGCCGGUACUGCCUUGGCGGUUCUUUACAAAUCGUGUAAUGAUUGGUAUCCUACUUGUAAUGAUGCUUGUUGGCGCGCCUAUGAGUGUCACUACCUUCCAGCUUCCUCAGCGAUUUCAACUCGUCAAUGGACUUUCAAGCCUCGAUGCUGGAAUUCGACUGCUACCAUUUGGGGCUGUGUUUCCUGUUGGUUGCAUGGCAGGUACUAUUAUUGCAGGAAAAUUUAAAGUUCCAGCAAUUUACUUGAUAUUUGUCGGAUCGAUAUUCCAGAUAAUUGGCUAUGCACUACUCAGCACUUUGAGUACAUCUGCACAUAUUGAAACGGCCGUAUAUGGCUACCUCAUCAUAUGUGGCUUCGGUUGUGGUUUAACAUUUACAAUGGCUUACAUCAUGGUUCCUUUUACGGCUGACCUAUGUGAUAAAGCGGCAGGAAUGGCUUCGGCUAACCAGUUCCGGGCGAUGGGAAGCGCUAUAGGGCUAGCUAUUGCUACAUCCGUUUUCAACGGGUACACGUUGUCUCAUUUUGCGGACUUGGGGAUUGGCGGUUCCAUGACAGAUCUAAUUACUGGACAGUCAUCACUUCCUGAGUCUGUACGCGAAAAUACUAGGCGUGUUCUGUCUGAAGGCUAUAACCGUCAGAUGCUUGUUCUAUGUGUGAUCUCGGCGGUGCAGAUACCAAUUGCGAUGCUGAUGUGGAAACGAAAACAAAUUGUAACCACGUAG